AUGGGCAGCAUAUCUCUCCGCGACUCAAUCCGGUGGCUGCCAGAGCCCGCCAGCGAGCCAACAUCGACUCUGGUCAUCACAUCUCCCAAGCGCAACUUCGUCGAUAUCCGCGUGCUCCGUCCCGAAGGAAGCGCGAGCAACUGGCCGACGGCAGAAGAAAAAAUACCCUUGGACCGGAUCGAUUGGCUCAUUGCCGGAACCUCUCUGUCAUGGAGUCGCGAGGCCGGAAAGGUCAGUCGCGGUCAGUGGCGCCAUUGGAUUGAUUCGCGCACCACCGACACGGCAGAUCUCGCAGAUGAGGGCGACAUGUACCCGCAAGCUGACGGGACGACGCUCGAGGUUGGCAGGAUGGAGAAUCCCGAGACGGGCAAGGAGACGGACUACGAGGAGGUUUGGCGGGAUCUGAACGCGUUCCCCGAGGGCCUGGAUGAUUCCCUUGAGGCAAUUACUGUGCAAAUCGACCAGGGAGACGUGGCCAAGGGGUCCCUGGUUAGGCUGGGCGGAUUCUGUCAGGGUUUCCUCCGCAAGGGUGAGAGGUUGUCGGCGGAGCGCUGGGUGUGGAUUGAUGGAGGAGCUGGCUGGAAGAGGACCAUUAGCAUUGGCGAGGAUGAACUGCCUUGCUCCCAGGUGCUGGUGAGCAAGUCGAAAUGGCAUGUGGGAGAUUCUAUCGCUGUUGGAGAGGACAAGUGGAAGGUCAUCGAGGUGUCCGAGCACUUCAAGAAUCGGUUAUAG
Molecule: messenger RNA, 732 nt
Organism: Clonostachys rhizophaga
Lineage: Eukaryota; Fungi; Ascomycota; Sordariomycetes; Hypocreales; Bionectriaceae
Source: the annotation of a GenBank genome assembly